ACGAAGUAAUCAGUGAGACACUAACUAACUUCCUCACUCUGAUGGAGUCUUACGGUCCUCUUCUAGAGAAGACCCGAGUUCCCCAACCGGGGCUCCAAAAACUCGCUGUUGAGUCCAUUUUCUCCAAGCUUAGAUCCGCGCCAAAGCAUCUCGACCCGGAAUCCGAACCCGGAAGACGCGCCAUUUUCCUCUGCCUCUCGUCGCCGUCUCCUCACGUCGUCGACCACUCCGUCCGCCACCUAUGCCGCCUCGCCGCAGACGCAGUCGUCACCGUCGCGCUCGCCUCGCUCGAGCUCCAGGCCGCGCUCGAAGGCUCCGACCCGAAGCUCGUCCCCGUGUUCGUCAAGGGAUUGGGCUUCCUUGCUCGCCACGAUUUCCGCAGCAAUGCCUCUUCACAUUAUGCUUAUUCUUCCUCUCACACUCACCCGUUCGUUAGGGUGUUGUUGUGCCGGCCAGAGGUUCAGUCCGAACUCUUGCAGCAAGUGUUGCUAUUUAUGUUUCAGAAUAAGCAGGUGGGAAUGGUGCGCGUUUGUGAGUUUUUAAGGCCGUUGUUGGAUGUCUCAAUCGUAAAUUUGUUAGGUUCGGAGUCAUCCUCUUCCUUGUUUGCCAUGCAACUGGUAUCGUCGAUGUUGACUCUAUGUUGCUCUUUUCCACAUGAGUCCAUGCCUGUUUUUAGGCUGCUAACUGAGUGCCUUAAGUAUCUUCCGCAUGAGGGAUCUGAAGACUACAGGAAAUUAAUAUUUGUUGUAGAACAUAUGGUGGAGGCGUAUAUAGUUGUACUGAAAUCUUUGGCUGGAAAUAAAUCACAGCUGAUAACUGAAGCUCAACUGUGUGCUGUUGAAUUUCUGGAAACAAUUCUUUCUCUAUCUACAUGUCUUCAGUGGCACCUUGGUGGUCUUGAGCCCAUAUGUGAACUCUUUAUGCGCUUGUUAACUGUACAGAAAGAUAUUGGGUUACCAUGGUUACCUGGCUUGUCAUCAAUUAUUUUAUCAUUAUUCAUAAUCAUUGUUCAAUCAGAACUUGAACAUGAACAUAUUUCUAUACUGAAACUCCUUCUCUUUAUCCUGAAGUGGAAAUGUGACAGUGAUGCGGCUAUCAGUGGGACUGAAUUCUCUUUAUUAUUUGAAGAGACUUUGUUUCUUCUUCCCAUUCUCAGUCUCAUGUCGUCCCCUUCCAAAUCUGUUAAAGGAUUGGCAACUGAUUUGCUUCACCUCUUGGAGAAGCUCCUUGCCAACAUGUUUGUGGCUCCAAAAAACAAACCAAUCAUUGAGGAGGGAGUUCAUUAUCUCAGCACACCAGGAAGUAUAGUUUUGAGACUUCUGCGUCGUCUGUGGUAUCAGGAUGGAGAAUCUUCUUCCAGAACUUCCCUUCUGAAGUUGGCUUUAACGGGAUUGAACCAAAGUGAAAUAAUUUAUGAUAGACCAUCAUCUUGGUUUUCCCAUUUAAGAGUGUUCUUUUUGUCAAUUGUUGACCGACGGAAAUCUUCAUUACCACUCUCACAUUCUCAGGAAAUGUUUCUGAAUGAGAUGCCCUUGUUACUUGCUGCUGUUCUUAAUGUUUUAUUGAUACAUCCGUCAAUGGGUGCUUCUUCAGUUGAUUCUUUGUCUUCCAUUGCCAUUGUGGAUCCCAAACUAGGACUUCCUUUGUUGCUAACAAUUAUGUUUUACAGUAAUAUAUUCAGAAGAAGUGAUGUCAAUUGCCAUGAUAUGCUGUUAAAAAUUUUUGAAAUGCUGCCAUCAAUUGCUUCACACUCGGCAAUGGUUCCACUUGUUGUUCAAACUAUUUUGCCGAUGCUUAACAAAGAUGCAAAAGUCUCAUUACAUUCUACGGCCACUAGAUUGCUUUGUCGAACUUGGGAGACUAAUGAUCGAGCCUUUGGGAGUUUGCAAGGUGUCUUGCUCCCUAAAGGUUUCACCAAUUACACUUCAGAGAGAGAAAUUGGCAUCAGCAGGGCUGCUUCCAUCCGAGAUGUUUGCCAUAGAAGUGCUGAUAGGGGUGUUGAUCUCAUAUUGUCUGUUUCGUCUUGCAUUGAGAACCAAGAUCAUGUAAUUAAAGCUCUCGGUUUGCAAAGCCUUGCCUUCCUUUGUGAAGCUGAUGUGAUUGAUUUUUACACUGCAUGGGAUGUCAUUGCAAGGCAUGUGCAAGGUUACCAAGAUGAUCCUAUUCUUGCUUAUAGCCUUUGCCUUCUGCUAAGGUGGGGUGCAAUGGAUGCAGAAGCAUAUUCAGAAGCAUCAAAGAGUGUGCUGCUAAUUAUAUGGGAUGUAGUUACCUCCAGUCAAGAUAGACAGUGGGCAAAAGCUAGAAUUUCAGCCCUGGAGUCACUUUCCCAAUAUGAAGUAUCCCAACUUGAAAACAGUAUUCCAGAUUUCAAAAAAAUGAUUUUAGAGUUGUUCUUUUCUGAAACAAAUCCCAACGUUCUCAAAGCUAUGGAGGAUUUUCAUGUCAAGAUAAUAGCAUAUGAGCACAUAAAUCGACGAAGACUAGUCAAGACAAAAAGAGUUACAGGAAGCAAGAUUGAAAAAUUGAUGAAUGUAUUUCCGCAGGUUAUAUUCUCUUCAGGCCUUGAUGUUAAGCAUCUAUUUACAGGAAAGCUAAAUGUAGCUAGAGAAUUACCUGGUGCCGCCUUAGUAUGUUUUUCUUUCACUCCUAAAGACGUGAAUGAACACCAAACAUCUAAAAGGUUAAGAGAAGUACAUACUGGGUAUGAAAUUGCUCUAGUGGAAGUAGCUGCUUCUCUUCAGCUCUCAAGAAAUAUCUUGCUUGCACUGAUGGCAGUGCAAUCAUGGAAAGGCUUUGUGCGACGAUGGAUGAAGGCUUACACACUUUCAUACGAUGCUAAGUCACAAUUGAGUGUCCUAGAUAAAACUUCUAAAGCUGCUAGUGACAUUUUAAAGAGUAUGAUGGCUAUGGCGGAUGAGGCUAUACCCAGAGCUGCUGAAAAUAUUGCACUGGCUAUUGGUGCACUUUGUGAGGUUUUGCCCCCUUCUGUUCACACAGUUAAAUCUGCUGCUUCAAAGUUUCUUUUGGAAUGGUUGCUCCAACAUGAACAUGAACACCGCCAAUGGUCUGCUGCAAUUUCUCUAGGAUUAAUCUCUAGUUGCCUUCAUGUAACAGAUCAUAAACAGAGAUAUGAUAACAUCACUGGACUUCUUGAGGUUCUUUUUGAUGGCAGAAGUUCCCUUGUAAAAGGAGCAUGUGGUGUUGGAUUGGGUUUGUCUUGCCAAGAUCUUCUUACCAGGGUUGAAACUUCUGCUACCUCUACUGUGAUGAAAGAAACAGAGAACGUUCCAGAAUCUGAAUUACUAGGAAGAAUUAUUACUGCCUUAGCUACAAUGAUACAACAGAGAACUCGAUGUUCUUCUGAUAUUUUAGACAAUCUAUGUUCAUGCUUUCCACUGGGAUCAUAUGACAUAAGUUCUAAAGUAUAUGAACAGUUAUCUGACAACACUGAAGACUUGGAAGAAGAUAUCUGGGGUGUUGCUGGACUUGUUCUUGGUCUAGCUAACUCUAUUAGUGCAAUAUACAGAGCUGGAGAGUUGGAGACUGUCAUCAAGAUAAAGAACUUGGUAAUAUCAUGGCUUCCAUAUGUGCAUUCACUAGUUGAAAAAAAUACUUUCCAGGGGAAAGAAUCUGAAAUUGUUUUAGCACUUGGAUCCUGUAUUGCACUUCCCACUAUAGUAGCUUUUUGCCAGAGAAUGGAAUUGGUGGAUUAUGCUGAGUUGGACCACAUUUUGAUUGGCUUUAAAGAGUUCAUUUCCGAGUUAAUUUCCGUGAAAACGUCUGGCACUUUACACCAUAGUAUGCUGAUGGCAUCAUGUGUUGGAGCAGGGACAGUACUUUCUUGUAUUUUGAAUGAAGGUGUUUACUCUAUUGAGGCUGAACGCGUUAAAUGUUUACUGGAACUGUUCAGGAAAUGUUACUUGAAUCCUUUCCCUUCUCUUGUUCAUCUUGGUGGCAUGCUGGGAGUUGUUAAUGCUAUUGGAGCAGGUGCAGAAAUUUUGGUUAACAUGAAUUUUCCAAAGUACACUGGGCUGUCUGAUUAUCAGAAGGAGUCUUCCUCAGUAGUGGGCCCUCUCCUUUCAAGUUCUGAUUUUGAGCCAUACUUGACAUCUUUGGUGCAAGAGUUGUUUCUUGUGGCACAGAAUUCUGAUAAUCAGCAGCUACAACAGUUUGCUUCCUGGGUGCUUGCCUUCCUUCGGCAUCAUUUAUGGUCUAAAGAACUUUUGGGGAUUGAUAGUGAUGGCAGUGUAGCUGAAACUAGUUCAAAAUCUGUUUCCCACAGUUUUUCUGAGGACAAUGUUGUUUUGAAGCUUAGUAUGUGGCUUAUGGAUUUCAAAUACAAUGAGCCUGAAUCUGCUGUACAUAAAGACAGAGUCAUUUCCGUGUUAAGGUGUCUCUCUAGAGCUCCCAGGUUGCCAAGUUUGGAUUGGGGAUCAAUUAUUAGGCGUUGUAUGAAAUAUGAUGUCAAAGAUGUUGACUUGCUACCCAAAGAUUCUACUUGCAAGAAUGGAACUCUUAGGGAGGAAUGCACCAUGUUUGCAAUGGCUCAUGCAAAUUAAUUUGAUUCGCUUCUAACAU
This is a messenger RNA of Vigna umbellata (rice bean), 4578 nucleotides long. NCBI's taxonomy places the organism in Eukaryota, Viridiplantae, Streptophyta, Magnoliopsida, Fabales, Fabaceae. The record is from RefSeq and is a predicted model, not a curated record.